Poecile atricapillus (Black-capped chickadee) is the source of this 3129-nucleotide messenger RNA. RefSeq names its product basic proline-rich protein-like. The transcript is spliced from 11 exons. Gene Ontology annotation, molecular function: RNA-directed DNA polymerase activity. Bases 1 to 3129 code for a protein of 1042 amino acids. Gene Ontology annotation, biological process: RNA-templated DNA biosynthetic process. Lineage: Eukaryota; Metazoa; Chordata; Aves; Passeriformes; Paridae. The record is from RefSeq and is a predicted model, not a curated record.
AUGGAUAGGUACGGGAAGCAGGACGAGCCCCGCGACUCGUCCCGCCGAGGCGGCAACCCUCUCGGUCUACCCCGCCUGGGGGACAAGGGUACCCCUCUGAAGUUUGCCUCGUGUCCCGCCACCGGACCAGGCCUGUCGGCCGGCCCCGGCCCCGGCCCCGGCCCUGGGCGGACCCGGCCUCCCGGGGACGCCCGCCUGCCCGCCCCUGGGCUAGACCUGUUGGCCAGCCCCGGCCCCGGCCCCGGCCCUCGGACGGCUCUUGUGUCGGGGUGGCACACGAACGCUUCGCCGGGAUCAAAAAUUCUCGGCCCAUCGGAUUUCUUUUCCUGCCUGCGCGGCCAGACGCCUCCCAGCCGAGCCGACGGGCAGCCCGCGGCCCGCGCCCGGCCCGCCGACGCGCUCGACCGGCAACGGGGCGUCCCCACCCCGCGGGGAGCAGAGACACGGCACCAGCCAGCAAGCCGCACCUCGGGGCGGACAGCGGGAGAAUGGAAGCAGGCGGAAGCGUGCGGUGGGACGCGGCUGGAAGCCGCCGGCCCCCCGCGUCACUGGACUCGAAUCGCCGGCAGAGGCGGCGGGCGGGCGGCCGCCUGCUCAUGCCGGCUCUCCGGCGGUCCGCGGAGGUCGUCGGCCCCGGGCCCGCCUCGGGCGGGCCCGGCACGGAACCGCCCUUCGCCGCCGGCUCCCGCGGCGCACCGCCUUCUGGGCUUUUCCCCGCCCCCGGUCGGCGACGCUUGCCGGGCGGCCCCGCCCUGCGACGUCACCCUGCCUGGCACCGCCUUCCGGGCUUUCCCCGCCCCCCUGCUGGGCGACAGCUGGGGCCGACGGCGGUGGCCCCGACCCACCCACGCCCCAGGCGGCUCCCCAAGCGGCCGGCCGCUCGGCACGGCGACAACGCCUGCGGGGGCUGAGGAGCGGGCCGACGGGGCCGCCGGCAGCUUGAGGCUUUCGCUCCGACGGCGCCUUCCUUCCCGCUCGCCCCCGGCCGGCCCCACUGAAGCCUGCAGGCAGACGGCAGCCCCGCUGAUCGAGCCAGCCAAGCAGAAAGCGAGGUGGAAGCCGGGCCGCCAUCUGCUCGGACCCGGACGGGGGAGGGAGCGCCGCCGGCUUCCGAAGGCCCUCUCCCUCCCUCCCUCCCUCCCUCUCGGGGAGAAGCGAAGGCGGCGAGGGGCUCAGGCCGAUAGGGGAGAGCCGCUCGACGCAUCGCACGGCGGCCCGCCGGCUGACAGCAGGUCUACCCAGCCGCCGAAGGCCGCCGGCCGACAAAGGCCCCUCGCGUGCAACAGGUCUACCCAGUGGCCACCAGCCGCCGAGGGCGGCUCGCGUGCCCCUGGGUGCCACCCCAGGGGCCGCCAGCCGCCAACGGCCGCCGGCCGCCGCGGGCCGCUCGCGUGCCGCUGGGCGCCACCCCAGUGGCCACCAAGGGCUGGGCCGGAGCCGCUCGCUCUUGGCGUGGCCAAGUGCCGGCGUGCUGCUGGCGAGGACCGCCGCGCGCGCGCGCGCGUGCGCGCGCGCCUGCCUCUGUCCCUGCCCAGCUUUGGCUCCCCCGCCACUCGGCCCCGGCGCCGUCUGCCACCAGGUCUACCACCGCGCUCGGUGACAGCAGCGGGUGGACUUCCCCCGCUUCCACCAGCGCCCGCGCGCCGGGGAAGGGAAGCCCGCCGCCCGCCGCCGCCGCCGCCGCCCUCGAGGCCAAGCCCCCGCCCCGCGUAUCGGGCCUGGGACCCGCGCGGAGGGAAGUCGAGGCCCCUCGCGGCCCGCGGCGGGGCCCCUCUCGGCCCGUCGCGGCACGCGGCUCCCACCCCCCAAGGAUUUGGGCUCGGCCGCGCGCUCCGGCCCCCGGACUCCGCGUAUCGGGCCUGGGACCCGCGCGGAGGAGAGCGCGAAGGCGCGGCGAGGGGGGGGGACGACCGCGCCGGCCCGGGCGCCCGCGCGCCCGCGCCGCCGGAGCCCCCUGUCGGCCCCGGGCCCGCCGCCGAGAGAGGCCUCGGUGGAGGAGGAGGAGGAGGAGGUGGACGAGAGGAGGCGUCGCGCACGCGCGCGACGCCCCUGCCCGGUCGGAGGAGGAGGAGGAGGACGGGGCUCCGGCCGGUCGGCCGGGCCCGAAAGCGACAAAAGCUUGUCGCCGGGUGCCCCACGAUCGUGCGGUACGCGGCGGGGGAGAGGCGGCGCCGCAUCCGUCCGCCCCUCCGGGCCCCGACCACGAGCGGCGCUCCGCACCGGGCCCGCCCGCCGGAGCGGGCGGGCGGCCGGCUAUUGCGAGCCCACCGAGGCUCCGGCGGCGCUGCGUGGGUGAACAAUCCAACGCUUGGUGAAUUCUGCUUCACAAUGAUAGGAAGAGCCGACAUCGAAGGAUCAAAAAGCGACGUCGCUAUGAACGCUUGGCCGCCACAAGCCAGUUAUCCCUGUGAUCAAGCGAGCUUUUGCCCUUCUGCUCCGCGGGAGGUUUCCGUCCUCCCUGAGCUCGCCUUAGGACACCUGCGUUACGCUUUGACAGGUGUACCGCCCCAGUCAAACUCCCCACCUGCCGCUGUCCCCGGAGCGGGUCGCGGCCGGCGCGCGCCGGCCGCUUGGCGCCAGAAGCGAGAGCCCCCCUCGGGGCUCGCCCCCCCGCCUCACCGGAGCUCUGCCCCCAAUGGCAAUCCCACCACCAGUCCCCCCAAGACUGGGACCGGAAGUGCUAAUGACGGCAACCGGAAGGAAGCCAUCUUGGCUUCCUCAGCCACUCACAAGCGAGCCAGUACCGGUUGCCCGAAACGGCCACGCGCUGUCAGCAAGCACCCCCCAUCUCCUCCAAGAGAUGAGGACAGUGAGUCCUCAUAUUCAGAUUCUGAAUAUGAGGACCACUGGGCCGAGAUAACGACAGAAGUCCUCGUGCCCCUCUUCAAUCUGCUCCGUGGCAGCGAGGACCUCGACUCACCACGCGCCCUCACACCGGAGGCCCGAGAAUCCAUCACCAAGGUCCAGGAGGCCCUGUCUUCGCGGCAAGCACACCGGUUCUCAAAAACAACAAGCCACCACAGCCUGGAGAUGGAGACGUCGCCGGAGCCCACCGAGCCAGCCUGCCACCAGACCAUCGAUCAGAUGGCGACCGACACAGCUUACCGCCAGACCACCCACUUCAUAUAA